AUGGAAACCACCAACGACGCAGCACCAAGCCACCCCCCUGCGAAGUGCGAGAAACAAAGCAGCGAUGAUGCCACGACAAGCCAGAAGGACGAUCCAGCCGAGGGAAGGGAGGCAAUAGUCUACCCUUCUAUCUUGGUUCGCAGCAUCGUGGUCUUGAGUCUGAUGCUAGCCACUUUUCUAAGCAUCGUAGGCACUGCCAUUCCGAAAAUCACGACCGAAUUCAACAGUAUGGCCGACGCCGGCUGGUAUGGAAGCGCCUUCUUCCUAACAUUGGCUACAUUCAUUGCGGCAUGGGGAAAAGCCUACAAGUACUUCUCGUUGCGAAUUGUUUACAUCUUGGCCAUUGCCAUCUUCGAAGUCGGCAGCCUACUCUGUGCCCUCGCCCCAUCGAGCACAGCCCUCAUCAUCGGGCGUGCCAUCCAGGGCGCGGGAGCCGCAGGCGUAGCAGGCGGAGGCUACACCAUAUCAGCAUUCGUCGUGCCGCCCAGCGUGCAGCCAACAGUGGUCGGGCUGAUGGGUUCCGUCUUCACCGUUGCCAGCGUCGCGGGACCUCUCCUUGGCGGUGCCUUCACCUCUGGCGUGUCGUGGCGCUGGUGCUUUUAUAUCAAUCUGCCCAUCGGUGGCCUCACCAUGGGCUGCAUGGCGGUUUUCUUCAGAACCCCGGCGCGCGCUAAACUGAGUCACCAAGUCCCCAUGAAGGAGAUCGUCAAGAACUUUGAUCCCGUGGGACUUGUCCUCAUGUUUUCGGGUGUCCUCUGUUUCUUCCUCGCCGUGCAAUGGGGCGGUGUGGCAAAGCCUUGGAGCUCUUCCGAGGUCAUUGGGCUUCUAGUCGGUUGCGUGGUGCUCUUGGCUCUCUUCGCUCUUAAUGAGUGGUUCCAAGGUGAUCGAGCUCUUAUAGUCUAUCGAUUGCUACGCACGAGGUCUAUUGGCGGUUGCUCUGGGCUGAUUUUCUUCCUGAACGCGGCAAACAUUGCGCUGCAGUAUAAUCUCCCCAUCUACUUUCAAGCCAUCCAAGGGGAUACCCCUGUACAGAGCGGUAUCAAGAUGAUCCCGUCUAUCUUGUCCACGGCUGUUUCUACCAUGGUCGCAUCAAUCGCAAUCGGCAAGCUUCAAUUCUACCAGCCGUUCUUGAUUGCCUCGGGGCUCAUCUCUACCAUCGCCGGUGGCCUCAUUUACACGUGCGAUAUCAACACAGGCCUAGGUCCCAUCAUUGGGUACCAGAUCUUAUACGGAGCCGGUACAGGUCUCGGGGUGCAAACUCCAAACCUUGUAGCCACCGUAUCAAGUCGCGCUGAAGAUGUGUCUAUCGCAGUGGCCACUGUUUCCUUCUUCAUGCUCCUUGCGGGUGGCUGGGGCGUGGCUGUUUCUGAUGCUAUUCUAAACAACCUCCUUUUGCAGAAACUCCCUCACUAUGUUCCUAGUAUUGAUCCCCAUGCCGUUCUUGCCGCUGGUGCUGAAGGAAUAAAGGAUGCAUACCAGGGCCAAGAGCUUGAAGGAGUGAGACACGCAUAUAUUGAGGGCCUCCACGGUGGAUGGGCUCUUGGGAUUGCUGCUUUUGGAAUGGUCUUUCUCUGGGCCUUUGUUCCAAGCUGGCCUGGAAGAUUGGCCAAACCAUAG
This is a messenger RNA of Clonostachys solani, 1617 nucleotides long. Lineage: Eukaryota; Fungi; Ascomycota; Sordariomycetes; Hypocreales; Bionectriaceae. The record is from the annotation of a GenBank genome assembly.